AUCGACGCUCAGCUAGUGGAGUCUAACCAAAAUGGCGGACCUCAUGUAGGGGUCGAGUGUGGUUAUAUAGAGAAUUUUCAGCCCCUCUGUUGAAAUUAAUUUAAAUUGCGACCUUUAAUAAGAAACAUGAUCACCAACAUUGGCCUGCGGGCCAUUCUGAAGUCCUCGGUUGGCGUUUUACGCGAAUGCUCCGCGGUGGCAGUCAAACCCUGGACGUGUAACUCUGCGUUAGUGUCAGGACUGACAGCCAGCAGAGGAAGCUUUGCUGUUCCACAACCAGUAAGACAUUAUGCUCGGGUUGCAAAAAAACGGAAGACAGGUCCUGAAAGCCAGCUCAGCGAUCUCCCUCCAACAAUGCUGAAGAUGGAUUAUGCAGCUGUCCCUCUUGCUCAGACGACGGAUGAAAUUGUCAAACGUCUUCUUUCACUGGAGCUGGCAAGUCAUAAGGAAAAGCUGCAGCUGAAGAAGGAACAGCUGAUUGCAAAAGUUCAGAGGGAUGAAAGUGAUCGCAGCUCAGUGGAAGUCCAGGUGGCCAUUUUGACGGCGAGAAUUCGAAACUAUCAGGAGCAUUUGCAGAAACACCACAAGGACAAAGCUAAUAAGAGGUGGAUGCUCAUGGCCAUGGACCGCAGGAAAAAGCUUCUGAAAAACCUUAGGUUGGUUCGCUAUGAUGCCUUUGAGAAAGUGUGUGAGCAGCUGGGCAUUAGCUACAGCUUCCCCCCAGAGUACUACAGACGGGCCACCCGCCGCUGGCAGGCCAAGAAAGAAUUCUGCACAAAGGUGUUCAAGGCUGUGCAGAAGCAGAAAGCAGAGCAGAGACUGAAGAUGAAGCAGAACUUCAGCACCACAGAGAUAGCGGAGCCCAAGAAAGCAGCAGUAAAUAAAAACCAGCAGAUCGAGUGGUCCAAAUGUCGAACCCAGUGGUCACCCACCAACCUGGAGCAGGCGGCUAUGGAACAAAUGUCCAAACGGGGGAGUGCCCUUGGGUUUUUCUGUCCACUCGCACUCAGCUGCUACACAGCGAAUAAAUAUGGAGAAAACUGCUGUUUGGGUUGUGUGCCUGGAGGCAUGACAGCUAUGAGGACUCACAUGAGACUGACUUAUGGUAUUCAGGGAACUAUAUGCAAUGACGCCCUGAUGACCUUUUUCUGUGGACUUUGCGAAAUGUGCAGGAUGGCACGAGAAGUCCGCAUCAGGAACGGAGACAUUUCACUGUAACAAGAUGUUUGCUAAUGCCCAGCUGUGAAAGUACUCUGUUUAUUUCUGGAGCCAAGCCUGUGAAAUUGCAAGUUCAGCCAAAUGAAUGUGUACAUUUCUUUCUGUCUGACAUACAUCAGAUUGACAACAAAUUGCGUAGGCUAAAAGUUUGUCUUACUGUAAAUAAACUGCAUUAUGUAGACUCCUUAAAAUUACAGUCUGAGUUAUUACAUUUUGUUCAGUACCUUUUGCCCCACUUUAAUGUGAUGACUUGUAUAUCAACUCCAAAACAGAAAGGUUUGUCAUCAGAUAUUGACCUGACAAAAGUAAACUGUUCGGAAAACAAGUCAACUGCUAACUGUAAAAAAGAAGAUGGAGGUUGCACAUGGCUUCUGGAUUAAAUAGUUUUGGGCAAAUAUAUAACAGGUUAUAUAACAGAUAGCCCUGCUAUCUACCUGCUGCUACAUUGGGAAAAUCUGUCCGGGUUUGCAGCAGUGCACGCCACAUUUAAAGUGAUAUAAGCUUUAAUAACAGUCUCUUAACCACCCAUCAAUCCUCAGAAAGCUCAGUGCGUUGCUCCAAACAAAUACAAGUACAAUGCUGUAAAUUUACAUGGAAAUCUUAUAACUAUAUAAUCAAAGUAACUAAACUAAGUAACCUUAGUUACUGAGUAACUAAACUAUAGUGCAUAUCCAACACGCUCACUGCAAAUGAGCGAUUCACACAUCAGGUUUGACUCAUCUUACUCAUGAGAAAUUGUGGUCCAGAUGAUACCUCUUCUUUCAGGAACUGCCACAGAGUCUGCAAUCUUGCUGUCUGUUGGCUUGUUUGCCUUUGAUCUGGUUGUGUAAAGAUCCAAAAAGAGAUACAAUUUGUGUAAAAGCACAAUUUGAAUGUCAGUCAACAAUGUUUCAAAUGGUUUCAUAUCUGGAUGAUGGUCUCAGACGUUUUUUACUGUUUGAUGUAGACAUUUUCUUGAAAUAUAAAGGUCAACUUAAAUGACCACUUAAUCCUUUUCACCAAAAGUCCCAGGGGAUGUAAGUUAUUGACUUGGUAUGUUAUUGUUUCGCUUUACAAAGCUUUCGUGUUUCUUAUUUCUGCAGUAUCUGCUCAAAAAAUGUAAAUAACUAAAACUGACAUUCAAUAAAUAGCUACAAUAGGA
This is a messenger RNA of Menidia menidia (Atlantic silverside), 2359 nucleotides long. NCBI's taxonomy places the organism in Eukaryota, Metazoa, Chordata, Actinopteri, Atheriniformes, Atherinopsidae. The record is from the annotation of a GenBank genome assembly.